This is a messenger RNA of Fomitopsis serialis, 1149 nucleotides long. Its product is annotated as RNase P subunit p30-domain-containing protein. Gene Ontology annotation, molecular function: RNA binding. Gene Ontology annotation, biological process: tRNA processing. Bases 1 to 1149 code for a protein of 382 amino acids. Gene Ontology annotation, cellular component: nucleolar ribonuclease P complex. The transcript is spliced from 5 exons. NCBI's taxonomy places the organism in Eukaryota, Fungi, Basidiomycota, Agaricomycetes, Polyporales, Fomitopsidaceae. The record is from RefSeq and is a predicted model, not a curated record.
AUGUUCAUUGAUCUGAAUGUGCCAGCCCCUCAAUUCUCCUCGCAACCGCAACAAGGCCAGUCGCAGUCGAAGAAGGGGAAGGGGAAACAACCCGCAGUUCCAGCGACGGUGACCUUCGCGGCAGGGCAAAUAUCCGCCCUUGAGAACCGUAUUGAUCUACUGGUUCAUUUAGGAUACACCGUCUUGGCUUUGAACCAGACAAUACAGACGAAACUCGAUCCGAAGAGUCAUGUCAAUGUCCUGGAUCCGUUGCUCUCCCAGCUGAGGAAGCGGUCUGGCCUGGUGCUGCUCAAGCGACUCACAAUUGUGCUUGAUGAGGAGAGCGAGAAGGGCUUUGGGCUGACGACCCAGAACACGCCCCUCGUAACCUCCUACGACAUUCUCUCUCUCCUGCCGACAACUCAAGGCAGCCUCUCUCUCGCCUGUCUCACGCACACCCUCCCGUCGCCCCUUACCACGCACGUCAUCGCCCUUCCGCUCUCCCUCCCGCGCCUCCCAUUCCGUCUCAAGCACACGCUCAUUCGCACAGCGCUCAAGAACGGCGCAGUCUUCGAGCUAUCGUAUGGAGGUGCCCUCGGCGCGGAAGCGGAUGUUGGCAGCGGGCUGGGCGAGGGCGGGGCAGGCGCGAAGAGGAACUGGUGGGCCAACGCGCGCGAGGUGGUUAGGGUGACAAAGGGAAAGGGUGUGCUCGUCAGCGGGGGCGUUGUGAACGAUGCAGAUCUGCGCGGCGCGAGGGACGUUUCCAAUCUCAUGACUGUCGUGGGGUUGACCCCAGAUGCUGCCCACCAUGCGGCGACAAAGAUACCUCAGUCGCUCAUUUUGCGCGCACAGACGCGUCGGACGUAUCGUGCGGUCCUCUCCGAGCCUAAAAUUGUGAUCCCGAACGUCCCACCUACACAGUCAAGCACAAGCAUGGGCGAGCCCCAACCUGCGCAGGCGACCGACUCGACAGAAGUAGUGGCAGUCACCGGUACACUCCCUGCGAUCGCUCCGCCGGAGCAGAGCGCAGAAGCAGCCGCGAAGAACGAAAAUGGCAAGAGACCCCGCGACGAGGGCGCUCCUGCGACAAAAACCACUCCCACAGGAAACACCGAUGACGCCGGUGGGAGGAAGCGGAAAAAGAAGAAGAGUAAGAAUGCCGGGGCGUGA